Messenger RNA from Rhea pennata, 615 nucleotides. RefSeq names its product coiled-coil domain containing 70 (gene CCDC70). NCBI's taxonomy places the organism in Eukaryota, Metazoa, Chordata, Aves, Rheiformes, Rheidae. The record is from RefSeq and is a predicted model, not a curated record. The transcript has a single exon. Bases 1 to 615 code for a protein of 204 amino acids.
AUGUCCUGCUUUCCCUAUUUCAACUCCCGUCACCAGAAGCUCAUCAAGAAGCUGUGGGCUGAGAAAGCUUUCCGGGAGGAGAUUCAGAGUUUUCGGGAGAAAAUGAAGAGCUUUCGGGAGAAGAUCAAGGCCUUUCGGGAAAAAAUCAGAGCUUUCAGGAUGGCUAUCCAAGCCUUCUGGGAAGAGGAAAAACCCAUCUGGGAGGAGGAAACUGCCUUUCGUGAGGAAGAAAAGGUUUUUCAGGAGGAAGCAAAAGCCUUCUGGAGGGAAUAUCGUGACUUCUGGAAGGAAUACAAUGUUUUCUGGAAGAAAGAUGAGGAUUUCUGGAAAGAGGAUCAGCACCUCUGGGAGAAAGACAGAGUCCUUCUGGAUGAGGACAGAGUCCUAUGGGCAGAAGAGAUAGCGCUGUGGGCAGAUGAAAAAGCUCUCCUGGAAGAGGAAAGAGCGUUCUGGAAAGAUGAGGAAGCCCUCCGAGAAGAUGAAAAAAUCCUCCAGGAGGAUGAAAUAUUAAUCUGGGAGGGGGCGUUUGGUCCCGGGAGAGAAGAACGACUGCUUCUGGCUGUCGCCGUUGUUGCUGAGAGUCACAGUCCCACUAGCUGCAGAGGAAAAGCGUAA